Molecule: messenger RNA, 924 nt
Organism: Cercospora beticola
Lineage: Eukaryota; Fungi; Ascomycota; Dothideomycetes; Mycosphaerellales; Mycosphaerellaceae
Biological process (GO): nucleotide metabolic process
Molecular function (GO): ATP binding; ATP:ADP adenylyltransferase activity
Source: RefSeq, a predicted model, not a curated record
AAUUCGUGCAAGACAACAAAUAUGGGCUCCACCGACCUCGAAAGUCAAGCACUCCAACAAUUCGACCGCUUACUUGCCAAAGGCGAACUCCUCUGGAACGAAACCCAACCUCGACACAUUACCAGUGAGCCUUUUGACUUCGAAUUCCGCAUCGCAACAAGUCUCCAAAAGAAACCCAUCGAUACGAAACAAAAGACUCCCACCAAAAACGCUUUUCCAGCUAGCGAAGGCGAUUGGACUCUAGGACCAAUUGGCAAAGAUCACAAACUCAUAUUGAACAAAUUCUGCGUUGUUCGUCCGCAAUUUGUUUUACCGACGAACGAAUACCAGCCGCAAAGCGAUGCAUUGAAUGCUGGUGAUUUCGAUGCUGGAUGGGAAGUUUUGACGAGGUUACGAGCAAACGGUGGCGAUGGUGAUGAUGAGAAGUAUAUGGUGAUAUUCAAUUGUGGUGUUGAAUCGGGGAGUUCUGUGGGGCAUAAGCAUUUGCAGUGUAUACCACAGCCUUUGGGAGCGAAGCAUGGGAGGAAGAAUUUCUUCUCGCUAUUGAGAAGUGAUGGGGAAGGGGAGAUUGAGAAGGUGGCGGGUGCGCCGUUUGAGCAUGGUGCUCUGAGACUUGACAGAGACGACAGAAGGAUAGAUGGAAAGAGUCUUGACGAGCUCUAUGUCAAGCUGAGAGAGUCGCUGAACUUGCGGAUUGAAGACGGAAAAGUACCACCUCAUAAUGUGCUCCUGACGAGAACGCAUUUAGUUGUCAUCCCAAGGACGAAGGCUUGGGUAAACGUAGAGGGGAAGGAUACUGUGAUUGCGGGAAAUGCGGCUGGAAUGAUUGGUUUGGUGUAUACGUGGAGUGAGGAGCAGUAUGAGGCCUGGCAGAAGUAUGGGCCGAUGAAAGCAUUGGGUGAGCUGGGUGUGGUAAAGGCAUGA